AUGGGGCAGGCCGUGCCCGGAGGGGGGCAGCGCCGGCCAGUGCUCGCCCCGGGGUCCCGCCUGCGUGGCCGGAGCCCCUCCGCCUUUGGAAAGGCGGCGCGGCACCCAGGGGCGCCGGUUGGGCGGGAGCCUGGGGCCUGCCUGGCUCUCUCCAGCAGGUGUCAGCGUUCCGCGCUGCCCUGGCCCCACCUGCUGACAUGGUUGAGCCCCUCCUCCUUCACGCCUGUUCUAAACGUGUUUGUCCGUAUCGCCCAGACCGUGACGGCUGUGGCCGGCGUGGUCUCUUACCCCUUCGACACUGUGCGGCGGCGGAUGAUGAUGCAGUCAGGGCGCAAAGGAGCGGACAUCAUGUACAAGGGGACGAUCNNCUGCUGGCGGAAGAUCUUCAAAGAUGAGGGGGGCAAAGCCUUCUUCAAGGGCGCGUGGUCCAACGUCCUGAGGGGCAUGGGGGGCGCGUUUGUGCUGGUCCUGUAUGACGAGUUGAAGAAAGUCAUCUAGACGUUCCUCCUCCAGACAUGGGGACCCAGGCAAUCCUGUAGAAUACUUGUAACUGUUACGGACCAUUGAUCUUCGAGAAAUUCCAGUGCCCUUGUCCCGGUCAGAUCCAUGUGUAGAGGGCUGGGGAAGGUUCCAAAGGGGGCUCAUUGUGAUCAACCAUUGGCACCAGAUUCCGUGUAUUGAUUAUGGGGGGGAGGGGAAUCACGAGGUCUUCGUGGGUCCACAGGCUGGCAGCUCCGCCGCAGAGACCUUCGAGUCCAGGUGCUUGUGGGACCCGAGUUGUGUUUAAGUAUUUAUUUAAAAAAAAAAACAUUGUUUCCAUUUGUACUUAAGCACUAUUCUCUUUUGCACAGCCGAAUACUUAAAAUUAUGUGUCAUGUCAGGCAUUCUGCUGCAAAACCAUAAAAAAACGGGACAGAGA
Molecule: messenger RNA, 919 nt
Organism: Odobenus rosmarus divergens (Pacific walrus)
Lineage: Eukaryota; Metazoa; Chordata; Mammalia; Carnivora; Odobenidae
Gene: SLC25A6
Product: solute carrier family 25 (mitochondrial carrier; adenine nucleotide translocator), member 6
Exons: 4
Coding region: 1-498 (165 amino acids)
Biological process (GO): mitochondrial ATP transmembrane transport; mitochondrial ADP transmembrane transport
Cellular component (GO): mitochondrial inner membrane
Molecular function (GO): ATP:ADP antiporter activity
Source: RefSeq, a predicted model, not a curated record